AUGGCGCCUUCAAACGAUCUGACCGACCGCGAUGCCCUCGCCGCAAGGUCUAUCCCAUCGAUGAUCCUCAGCGAUGGCAGCCCCGCUUCGAUGACCCCGCCCCCAACUUCAACAUCUGAAGCCGACCCUGCAGUUGGUGCUCAAAAGAGAUUCUCCGUUAGAGGAAAUGCCGUCGUCACUGGAGGUGCCGGCACGCUAGGUCUUCAAUCUUGCGAAGCUCUACUUGAACAUGGCCUUCAGGGCCUCAUGAUCUUCGAUGUCAAUCCCGCAAGCAGCGAAAAGGAGAUCGGAAGAUUGAGGUCGAAAUUUCCAAGCGCUAAGAUUUCCACCCAGAAAGUUGAUGUCACUGUCGAGGAUGCAGUUCGCGACGCAAUGGAAGAAACAGUUCGUCUACUUGGGUCAGUCGAUAUCCUUGUCUGCUUUGUCGGGGUCGUCGGUUGUGUCGAAACCCUUGAGAUGCCCGUCUCGCAAUGGCGAAAGAUCCUCGACAUUAAUACUACUGGAUCAUUUAUCUGUGCCCAAGCAGCUGCACGGGAGAUGGUCAAGCGAGGAACUGGAGGCUCAGUUACCUUUGUGGCAUCCAUUUCGGCACAUCGCGUGAAUUACCCACAGCCUCAGGUGGCAUACAAUGUUAGCAAGGCCGCACUUUUGAUGCUAAAAAGCUCACUUGCUGCAGAGUGGGCUCGGUAUGGCAUCAGAACCAACAGUGUGAGCCCGGGCUAUAUGGAUACAAUUUUGAAUGAAGGGAAGGGACUAGAUGCCCACAGGCGACUCUGGGCUGAGCGAAACCCAAGUGGGCGAAUGGGCAGCCCAUCUGAGCUGACAGGAGCAAUUGUGCUACUUGCUAGCUCCGCCGGGACUUAUAUGAAUGGGUCGGACAUUCUUGUUGAUGGAGGUGCAACUGUAUUUUAA
Penicillium daleae is the source of this 912-nucleotide messenger RNA. RefSeq names its product oxidoreductase, short chain dehydrogenase/reductase family. Gene Ontology annotation, cellular component: intracellular anatomical structure. The record is from RefSeq and is a predicted model, not a curated record. Gene Ontology annotation, molecular function: oxidoreductase activity, acting on NAD(P)H, oxygen as acceptor. NCBI's taxonomy places the organism in Eukaryota, Fungi, Ascomycota, Eurotiomycetes, Eurotiales, Aspergillaceae. The coding region runs from base 1 to 912 and encodes 303 amino acids. The transcript has a single exon.